CGCCGCGGUUGCGCCAACUGGAAGAGGAUGUUGCUAGCAGCCAGUGUAGAUGCACAGCCUUUCCACAACAAUAACAUUCACUAAAAUUUGCAUCUCCACAUCCCCGAACUGAGGAUUCGACUUGGAGAACCCUCCCGGGGCCGCGCAUUGGAGAACAAUCCGAGCCUUUAAAUGGAUUUCUAGUUCCGUAUUCUUCUGACAAUGGGAGUGGAUUGCUUUGCAGGUUUACUGGACUGUUUUUUGGCAGAAGCAGAAACAAGAAUCUUGGCUUGCCAGCUAGGCCGCGGAUGGGUUUUGUCGCCAUGAGCAAGAGUCGACUGGUGACAGAUUAUCGGAUGUGUUCUCUGUGCGUCGAUAGUGAUCCAGCUGCUACGGAGCCGAUUCGUUCAUAGCAAGAUAGUUUUUCAUUUUUGCUGUUUUUGUUUGAACCAACAACAGAAGCUAGCGAGUCCGCUAGCUUGUCAACCUUGACUGGCUGCCGCCGUCUAGUCUUAGCGGCUAGCUCGGUAGCUAACUAGCGAUCACUGGCCAGCAAAGCGGUUGGCUUUAACCGUUUGGUGGAGAAUCUACGGCCACUGCCUGGUACCCCAGGGUACCGGUACCACAGACUUGGUUUUACGAGGUCUGCUUCUGGAUGAAUGUGGGACAAAAUGGAGACCCCGACGAUCGUGUACGAUUUGGAUACCUCUGGGGGUUUGAUGGAGCAAAUCCAGACUCUGUUGGCACCCCCGAAGUCCGAGGACGUGGAGAAGAGGAGUCGGAAGCUGGUGAGAGACGUUCGGAGGAGCGGCAGGGCCACAAACCACGACACCUGCGACAGUUGCCGAGAGGGGGGAGAUCUGCUGUGUUGCGACCACUGCCCAGCUGCUUUCCAUUUACAGUGCUGCAACCCACCGCUUAGUGAAGAAAUGCUUCCUCCUGGAGAAUGGAUGUGUCAUCGCUGUAAUAUGAGAAAAAAGAAGCGAGAGCAGAAGUCUGAGCAGACUAAUGGCUUCCCAGAUCGGCCCACAACCAAGUGUUCCACUUCUCCCACGGGGGAGCUGGACGUCAACACCGGCCCACUGAGGCUAGAUGGCCUGCCGCCAGGGGCCGGGGCUGCGGGUCCUGGUCUACGUGUGGCUCAGGUUCGCCUCCUGGACCGCAGGACAGGCAGCAGGCCCAGCAGCCGUCCGGGGACACCGACAUCCAACACUUCAUCCACCCCGACCCCAUCAGAGGAGCAGAAUGAUGGAGAGGAGGAGGCAGCUGACCCUGAGGACGACGUUCAGGCGGUGGAACCUGAUGGGGCGACGCUGUCGUCGCCGGCACCGCGUCUUCUCAAGAGGCCCUUUCAGCUCCUAAUUGCUGCAGCUAUGGAGCGAAACCCCACCCAGUUCCAGCUGCCCAGUGAGCUCACCUGUACCACUGCACUGCCAGGCAGCAGUAAAAGAAGGAGAAAAGAGGAGCUGCUGGGCAAACCAUUCAGGAGGCCUCAGCAUGAACUGGAUCCCAACGGCCUGGUCCCUCUGCCUGUCAAAGUCUGCUUUUCCUGCAACAGGAGUUGCAGACUGGCUCCACUGAUCCAGUGUGAUUAUUGUCCACUUCUUUUCCACAUGGACUGUCUGGACCCCCCACUGACAGCUUUGCCUGCUGGCAAGUGGAUGUGUCCAAACCAUGUUGAGCAUUUAGUGCUGAACCAGAGAAGCCUCAGCUUGUCCAGCCGCUGUCAGCUCUUUGACCAGUUCCAGGACCGGAUCUCUCAACACGCUGUCAGGCUGAACUUUCUUCGUAGAGUGCAUCGGCAGAAUGUUCCCAAUAGGCGGACAUCUAAGCAACAGAACAAGAAAACCAUCAAGGUGCCAGAUGCAAUCAAGUCUCAGUACCAGAACCCUCCCCCCAUGCUGCAUCCUGCAGGGGUGCAUCACUUCGAGCUGGUUUGUAACGCGCUUCCUAACCAUCAUCCGUCUAAACGGUUGACAACGGAGGUUGAACAGGAGGAGUGGCUCCAGGACAUCAUUGCGCUCCAAUGCAGCAUCAUGAGACACCUGACCAUUAACCAGAAGGUCAGAUCUGCCAUGUCCACAGAGGGUCCAGCAGAGUUUGAGAGUAAAACGCCGUGUCUUUCAUCAGAGGAGAUGAAAACUCAGGGUGCUGAAGAAAGAACUUCUCCUGAUCCCUGCUCUAGGCCCAGCGUCAUACCCGAGCACCCCCAGGGAGCCCAGAAACCCAGGGACACCUCAGCAACGCUGGGGGUCUGUAAAUGCAGCCUGGCACCGUGUCUGAAAUGUAGGAAACCAAAUGGACCUCUAGCAGAGCUCCAGCCUCCCAAAGCCAACGGACCCCUAGACUGUAAGGGUGUCUUGGACCCCUGCAGGCAGCCGGAUCUCCAGCACAGAUUGAAUACUAAUACAACAUCAUCCUCAGACUCUGCUAUCCCUGCAGGGUUAAUGAAUCACAUAGAAACAGAAACCGUUAAAAAGGAUCCAGAGAGUACAACUGAAGCCUGUGCUCCGAAAAACUGCCCCUCAGGCCCAGCAACUUUGGGCCUCAACAACCAGCAGAAUCAUAGGAGCCAGAUGGAGCUUCAGGAGUUCUGUGUGAGCGGCGGUGAAACUCCCCAUCCCUCCAUCACCAGCAGCUCCUUGUCAGACACAGCGGCUAAAGGCAGCUAUAAGCAGGGCCCAUUAUCACCGCCUCCAGAUGUAAAGGCUAAUUCUGGGCUGGUGGACUCACUGGUGCCCAGUGGCCUCUCCAUCACAAACCUGUCCACCUGUGUAAACAGUGCGAGGGAACAUGGAGGGAUUGAGCUGGACAAGUUAGAUGCGGAAAUGAUCAAGCUCCUGGCCUACCAAAGGAUCCAACAGCUCUUCCCCCCCAAGGUUCUCAGCACUCCGCCUCUCCUAGUCACAGGCGCUUCCUCCAAAACCCCACCACCACCCCACAACGGUCAGAAGAAGGUCCAGGCACGAGCUGUCUUCUAUCCCCUGGCAGGAAGAGGAGAGACCGUCAACAUGUGCUAUAGGACGUUGUACAUAGGAUCUGGUGCUGACAUGGAUGUGUGCCUUACAAACUAUGGUCACUGCAACUUUAUAUCGGGGAAGCACGCCUGUAUUUUCUAUGAUGAGAAUACAAAACACUAUGAGCUUCUCAACUACAGCGAACACGGCACAACAGUGGACAACGUCCUUUACUCGUGUGACUUCUCUGAGAAGGCCUCACCGUCCCCACCCAGCAGCCUCGUGGCCAGGGUCCAAGGCAUAAUCCGUCGCAGUAAGAAGAGAGAGGAGGACAAGGGUAUGGGUUUUAUGCCAGCUGGAGGAGUGAUGAGCAGUCAGCCUCAGGGGGGGGUGGAGUCUUCGUGCAGCUGUAAGGUGAGCAGUUCGAGCCUUAUUGGUGGCAGUGGUGCUGGCUGGGAGGGCACAGCUCUCCUUCAUCAUGGCAGCUACAUCAAAAUGGGCUGCCUCCAGUUCGUCUUCAGCAUCACCGAGUUUGCUAAUGAGCUGCCAAAAGAGGAGCACACCAUUCUUCCCCCUGCCUGUUGCACAAGCACCAGCCAGACCAGUGGCAGUUUGUCCAGCUCGGCUCCUGCCUCCACCUCCACACCACCACCCAGCACUGCUAUGGCAAGCAGUCCCUCCAGCCAGGAUGAGGCUGACGCUGAGAUGGCCCCCGCCCACCAAGUGCCUGUGUUGCGCUACAACUCUGUUCCAUGACCUGUACAGGACACAUGCUCUGCCUCGUUUUAUUUUGCACCUUCCAUGUCCCAAUAAGGAGAAUGCUACCCAGCAGGAUGGCAACAGGGAAUAGUUCUUUUUUUCCAUUUCAAAUUGUUUAUAUUUGCAUGAACUUGAAGUAUUAUUGACAAUCUCUUCUGUUUGAGAAUGACUGACAGCAACUUUGUUUUCACUUCAGACCAUUAGGACUUUGAGCAAAGAUUAUUUACUUGAGCUCAUUUAUUUUUCACAUUAUAUAUAUUAGUUAUGUAUAAUGUUACCUUACUGUGUUGGUCAGCACCAUUUAGCAGUGACCUUUUUUUUUGUAGUAUUAAAUUCCAUGCAUUGUAAUUUCUUUUGCUGCUUUUGCACCACAGGUAGCUAUAAAUGUAUGUAAACAUACAUGCUUACACACUAUAUGUAAACAUACUGUAAAUGUAUAUAAUUCAGUGUUUCUCAGUUAGAGGAACUUUGGAUUUCAUGUAGAUUUACCAUUUUUUGGUUUUUAACUGUACAGACCAUGAGAUUUGUGAUACUGUGUAGAGUACCUGCAGUUUUGUGAUAAAACUUGUUCUUAUGUACUUUCUGCUGUAGUCCAUCUGUCGAUACCAUAUUGUUUUAGCACUCAUUUUAACAUCAUGUUGCUCUGUAUAUAGGCACUCUUUGUCUGUACCUGCUUGUCUGUUAAAACCUGUAAAUACAGAAAGAUUUUUAAUAACAA
Messenger RNA from Fundulus heteroclitus (mummichog), 4413 nucleotides. It is a transcript of the gene phf12b, whose product is annotated as PHD finger protein 12b. The transcript is spliced from 15 exons. The coding region runs from base 639 to 3692 and encodes 1017 amino acids. Gene Ontology annotation, molecular function: transcription corepressor activity; protein binding. Lineage: Eukaryota; Metazoa; Chordata; Actinopteri; Cyprinodontiformes; Fundulidae. Gene Ontology annotation, biological process: negative regulation of transcription by RNA polymerase II. Gene Ontology annotation, cellular component: nucleus; Sin3-type complex. The record is from RefSeq and is a predicted model, not a curated record.